Molecule: messenger RNA, 1731 nt
Organism: Lithohypha guttulata
Lineage: Eukaryota; Fungi; Ascomycota; Eurotiomycetes; Chaetothyriales; Trichomeriaceae
Gene: DPL1
Product: Dihydrosphingosine phosphate lyase
Exons: 2
Coding region: 1-1731 (576 amino acids)
Biological process (GO): sphingolipid catabolic process; carboxylic acid metabolic process
Cellular component (GO): endoplasmic reticulum
Molecular function (GO): pyridoxal phosphate binding; sphinganine-1-phosphate aldolase activity
Source: RefSeq, a predicted model, not a curated record
AUGCCGGGCACAUCACCGCUGCCUUUGAGCUUGCAGAGCAAGUUGCAGAAGGCUCGAGCACUACCGUCAUGGCAGAGAAUAGUCAACAAUCUAAACCUUAUUCGUCAACUCCUUCUUGUAUUCUUCAUCCUCCGCUUCGUUCAAAGAUCGUUCUACUUCCUCCGUGGUCAUGGCGUCCUCGGUUCGAUUGCCAUAGUUUACCAUGCUGCUCAUAAACAACUCUAUCGAACCUUCCUAUCCCUACCAGGCGUGCGAAGCAAAGUCGACAAGCAAGUUGAAUCAGCGAGGAAGGAUCUAGAGGCGAAAUUGACGGGCUUCGAUGAAAAGGUUAACCGAUACAGGCAGCUGCCGAAAGAGCCAUGGACACAGGAACAACUGAAGACUGAGCUUGGACAGCUAGCAGCCAUUAAACGCACAAGAUGGGAGGAAGGCAAAGUCUCAGGUGCAGUCUAUCACGGCGGAGAGGAAUUGCUGGAGAUCCAGGCCGAAGCCAUGAAACUGUUCAGCGUCUCGAAUCCUAUACAUGCAGAUGUUUUCCCUGCAGUACGAAAGAUGGAAGCUGAAAUUGUGGCAAUGGUCUUGAGCAUGUUCAAUGCUCCAGGAUAUGGUGCUGGUGCAACAACUAGCGGCGGCACUGAGAGCAUUCUCAUGGCUUGUCUAAGUGCAAGGAAUAAGGCAAGAACAGAAAGAGGUGUGAGAUACCCAGAAAUGAUCAUUCCAAGUACAGCACAUGCUGCAUUCCAUAAGGCGGGACAAUACUUCGGCAUCACCGUCAACCUCGUGCAUUGUCCUGGACCAGAUUACACUGUACCCAUUCACAAGGUCAGAAGAUUCAUCAACCCGAACACAAUAUUACUGGUCGGCAGUGCGCCAAAUUAUCCUCAUGGCAAUAUCGACAAUAUACCUGCACUCUCACGGUUAGCGAUACAACACAAACUACCGCUUCAUGUGGAUUGCUGCUUGGGUUCUUUCUUAAUGCCUUGCUUGGCUAAAGCAGGCUUUCCAAGUCCAUAUGCAGAUGAAGGUGGAUUCGACUUUAAGCUCCCGGGAGUUACAAGUAUUUCUGUCGAUACGCACAAGUACGGAUUUGCACCAAAGGGCAACUCUGUCAUUCUAUACAGGAACAAGCAGUUGCGUCAGUACCAGUAUUUCAUCUCCCCUGACUGGUCGGGUGGUGUUUAUGGCUCACCCUCGAUAGCUGGCAGCAGACCAGGUGCUCUCAUCGCAGGAGCCUGGGCUAGUAUGAUGGCUAUAGGUGAAAAGGGUUACAUCGAUGCCACGCACAAGAUUGUCAGCACGAGGAUCACAAUACAGAAUGCGAUCAAAGAGCAUCCUGUGCUCAAGGAGGCAUUGACCGUUAUGGGUGAUCCUAUGGUAUCUGUGAUCGCAUUUGAGUCUGUCGACAAAGCAAUUGAUAUCUACGACGUCGCCGAUGCCAUGUCUGCGAAAGGCUGGCACUUGAACUCGGUGCAGGAUCCACCAGGGUUACACGUCGCCGUUACUCUACCUAUGACUAAAGAUGGUGCUGUCGACAGCCUGAUCGAGGACUUAGUCGAGAUCAUCAAGAAGGAGAAAGAGAGAGUUGCACAACAAGCACAGGCAGGCACCCUUAUCGAGGCGAGGAAGAAGGGAAAUCAAGCUCAGUUGUAUGGUGUUGCUGGAAGCUUACCAGAUAAGAGCAUCGUGGAAAGAAUUGUUGUUGCAUAUUUGGAUACAUUGUACCUGGCGUGA